AGUCUUGCACAGGUGGAGCGGCUCCUCCCCUUCAGUCUUGCACAGGUGUACUGCUCCUCCCCUCCAGUCUUGCACAGGUGUACCAGCUCCUCCCCUUCAGUCUUGCACAGGUGUACUGGCCCCUCCCCUCCAGUCUUGCACAGGUGUACCAGCUCCUCCCCUCCAGUCUUGCACAGGUGUACGGCUCCUCCCCUCCAGUCUUGCACAGGUGUACCAGCUCCUCCCCUUCAGUCUUGCACAGGUGUACCGGCUCCUCCCCUUCAGCCUUGCACAGGUGUACCGGCUCCUCCCCUCCAGUCUUGCACAGGUGUACUGGCUCCUCCCCUUCUCAGUCUUGCACAGGUGUACUGGCUCCUCCCCUUCAGUCUUGCACAGGUGUACUGGCUCCUCCCCUUCAGUCUUGCACAGGUUUACCGGCUCCUCCCCUCCAGUCUUGCACAGGUGUAUCAGCUCCUCCCCUUCAGUCUUGCACAGGUGUACCGGCUCCUCCCCUUCAGUCUUGCACAGGUGUACUGGCUCCUCCCCUCCAGUCUUGCACAGGUGUACCAGCUCCUCCCCUUCAGUUUU
Molecule: messenger RNA, 567 nt
Organism: Staurois parvus
Lineage: Eukaryota; Metazoa; Chordata; Amphibia; Anura; Ranidae
Source: the annotation of a GenBank genome assembly